This is a messenger RNA of Rhincodon typus (whale shark), 2372 nucleotides long. RefSeq names its product integrator complex subunit 11 (gene ints11). Lineage: Eukaryota; Metazoa; Chordata; Chondrichthyes; Orectolobiformes; Rhincodontidae. The transcript is spliced from 18 exons. Gene Ontology annotation, biological process: snRNA processing. Gene Ontology annotation, cellular component: nucleus. Bases 253 to 2058 code for a protein of 601 amino acids. The record is from RefSeq and is a predicted model, not a curated record.
CUGGGUUUAGCGUGGUAUUUCUGCCCGGUGUGUGACAACAGCGUUUAGGGGAAAGGGAAAGGAACAAGAACAAGAACAAGAACAAGAGUCGCUGUGAUUGAGAGGAGUCCUUGUGCAUUUAAAAACCCGUCGCCAUCAUUAUGCAGCUGGAAAGUGAUAAUAAAUCGAGAUCCAUUUUGCUGAAUUUAAGAUGAGUAACUGAUUUCAUAAUUCAUUCUUGGAGCCACAAGUAUCAGUGAAAUCUGAUUGCAAAUGCCAGAAAUAAAGGUCACACCUUUAGGGGCAGGCCAGGAUGUGGGCCGCAGUUGUAUCCUGGUCUCAAUUGGUGGGAAAAACGUGAUGCUGGAUUGUGGAAUGCACAUGGGAUAUAAUGAUGAUAGACGCUUUCCUGAUUUCUCUUAUAUCACUCAAAAUGGAAGACUGACUGAAUUUCUUGACUGUGUCAUCAUAAGUCAUUUCCAUCUCGAUCACUGUGGUGCCCUUCCUUAUAUGAGUGAGAUGAUUGGUUAUGAUGGUCCCAUAUACAUGACCCAUCCAACAAAAGCCAUUUGUCCGAUCCUUUUAGAAGAUUACCGGAAGAUUACAGUCGAUAAAAAAGGAGAGACAAACUUCUUUACUUCUCAGAUGAUAAAAGACUGCAUGAAGAAAGUUGUAGCUGUUCAUCUGCACCAAACUGUACAGGUUGACGAUGAGCUUGAAAUUAAAGCAUAUUAUGCUGGACAUGUGCUUGGUGCAGCCAUGGUUCUAAUCCGAGUGGGCUCUGAAUCAGUGGUAUAUACCGGUGAUUACAACAUGACACCAGAUCGACAUUUGGGAGCUGCUUGGAUUGACAAGUGUCGUCCUGACUUAUUUAUCUCAGAAUCUACAUAUGCUACUACAAUCCGAGACUCAAAGCGAUGCCGAGAAAGAGACUUCCUGAAGAAAGUGCAUGAUGCAAUAGAAAGGGGUGGAAAGGUGCUGAUUCCUGUCUUUGCCCUGGGACGAGCCCAGGAGCUUUGCAUCCUUCUGGAAACGUUCUGGGAGAGAAUGAACUUGAAAGCACCCAUUUACUUUUCAACUGGAUUGACGGAGAAAGCUAAUCAUUAUUAUAAAUUAUUCAUUACAUGGACUAAUCAAAAAAUUCGGAAGACAUUUGUGCAGAGGAACAUGUUUGAGUUCAAACAUAUCAAAGCGUUUGAUAGGACGUAUGCUGACAACCCUGGACCAAUGGUUGUCUUUGCCACACCAGGCAUGCUUCAUGCUGGGCAGUCACUCCAGAUUUUCAGGAAAUGGGCAGGCAAUGAUAAAAAUAUGGUUAUCAUGCCAGGGUAUUGUGUCCAAGGAACUGUAGGACAUAAAAUCCUAAGUGGCCAGCGGAAACUUGAAAUGGAAGGAAGGCAAACUCUAGAAGUGAAGAUGCAGGUGGAAUACAUGUCAUUCAGUGCACAUGCUGAUGCCAAAGGCAUCAUGCAGCUUAUCCGUCAAGUAGAACCACAAAAUGUGCUGCUGGUCCAUGGAGAGGCUAAGAAAAUGGGAUUCCUUAAAGAGAAAAUUGAACAGGAGUUCAGUAUUAAUUGCUACAUGCCAGCCAAUGGAGAAACAGCAUCAAUAGUCACUAAUCCCAAUAUUCCAGUGGAUAUUUCUCUUGGUUUGCUCAAGGGGGAUUCAAGUCUUGGUCCAGUACCUGAUUCAAAGAAACCAAAACUAAUGCAUGGCACGCUGAUUAUAAAGGAUAAUAGCCUUCGCCUAGUUUCACCUGAACAGGCUGUGAAAGAAUUGGGUCUCAGUGAACAUCACCUUCGUUACACAUGCAAAGUUCAGAUACAGGACCACCACUCCGAACAAGACACCUUAAACCGAAUAUACAACCACCUGAAAAACAUAAUGAAAGAUUAUCCCAUUCAACAUCUGCCUGAUGGCUCUGUGAUGGUGGAGUCCAUCCUCAUUAAAAUCAGUGCAACGUCUGAUGAUCAGAGUACUAAGGACGUGUUAGUUUCAUGGACCUACCAGGAUGAAGAAUUGGGCAGUUACCUGAUAACCCUGUUAAAGAAAGGACUGCCUCAAUCUGUUGCUCUCUGACCCACUGGAUGGCAGAAGAUAAAUUGAGUGGCACAGAUGAUCUUUUUCAUAUUUUUUAUAUUUGCCUCCUUUGUGAAAGAGUUGAGCCUUGCAGGUUCCAAGAAGCUAUGUUAAAUAUGUCAUUGUUUAUAGAAAAUUGGAUUUGGAAGCUCAGAUGUAUGUGCCCUGCAGAUUGGAACAGAGUGGCAGGGUUCAAUUUUAUUUUUCUAAGCAGGCAUGUGGAUUGAAUUGAAAAUUGAGAAUGGAUGUAGCUCACAUACUGUUUUGACUCAUUUUACCAGAACAUGUUUGUAAAAUAAAUUUUAAAAAUUGUU